GAACAUAAUGCCUACUUGAAAGUUCUAAUUGUUUUUGAUACUUUGUUUCCAUGAGUUUUAUCAGUUGAACGGAGUUAAGGAAUUUUAGCAAAAGUUUGCAUGGACUAUUGUAUUUACAUAUUACGUUAUUGUAGCGAAAAAUUCACGUGGUCACUUCAUCAAAUUGAAAGUAGGAGGUGGCGGGAAUGAAUGUCAAGUAUAUGUUUAUACGAUAAACACAUGCCUCAAUAAUGGCUGACAAAGCACAGAAGAAGGAAGAGACUAAAAAGCAGCUGAGAGCUUUACUUCUUUCGGCUCCAGCUGCGUUGACUAUACAGGAGCUGAAGAGAGACUAUCAUGAUUUUAUGGGCGACCCAAUCCCCUUCAGGGAAUUCGGAUACACUACUCUUGAGGAUUUACUUAAAGACAUGCCGGAUGCUCUGAGAGUUUCAUGGGAAAAUGGCGUCAUGUGCCUUGCACCAGUAGCGCAAGAAGCAUCUGUCCAUAUACAAAAACUAGUGUCAAAACAGAAAGUAAAUAACAAAAACAAAUGGGCAACUUUACGACAAGGUGGACCCUCUACCCGUCCUAGACGACCUCCACAGCCCAGGUCUUACAAUAGUAACAGAUCUAGAUGGCAGAAGAGGCACACACCACCACGAAAUCCUCCACCUAAUAUCUCGGCAUACAUACGAAAACAAAUUACAGAACUUCUCAAGUCUUAUCCUAAUGGGUUACCAUUAACACAUUUUGACACUGCAUUUUCCCGAAGGUUUGGUGUUCCAAUUAGCCCGUCUGGUCUUGGUUUUGAUUGUAUGAAAGACCUGUUGCAUUCUCUUCCUGAUAUAGCAAAAUUAAAAGAAUAUCAAGGUGGAGAAUGGCGUGUAGCUCCAGCUUACAUUGAAUCAGUGGCCAGUCGGUCCAACUCUGGGGAACAAAUUCCUGACUACAAGCCUCCACAUCUCCCGAACAAUAAGUCAAAACCCAGCAAGGGUUUUCAGAGGGCAGCUGAACAUUCUGGAGGUUUUAAGACCAGCAGUGAAUCAGUUAAAAAAUACAAUAAAGCUUCAAACUUUGACAGAACGAAGAAGACCGAUCAAUCACAAAUGAAUUUCCAGCCAGCUGGAAUAGAGGAAGGAGACUUCAUAGAGGACAUUCACAGCGAGGAGCCUGACAAUUUUAUUUCCAUGCAAGGACAAGGAAACCUCAAUAACAAAGCUCCAAUUUCCCCUGUUGGCAUUUGUGUUUCCCCAACAUCAGCAUCUCAUGCGCCACGGGGACGAGGAAGAAGACGAACUGGAGACCGCAGUGAAGAUAGGAGAUCCCUGGGCCAUGACAGUACGUUUAGUGGGGGGUCUGUGGAGAUGACCUCGGGUGAAUUUGAUAUCAGUAUUGUUAGCAAAGUGGUACAAAACAACCUUAGACAGAUUCUAGAGGAGAGAAAGGAAGGAAUUUGGGCCAUACAGCUGCCAGCGAUAUAUCUGAAACAAUAUGGAAAGGAACUGUCGUUUCGGGACUAUGGCUACUGGAGUUUGGUGGAGAUGUUGGACUCACUACCUGAGGUGAUGCGGUUGGAGCGACCUACUGAUAAUGGCGACUGGCUUUGCUUUGAUGCCAGACUGCCUGUUAAACACAAACCAGUUAUCCAGAAGCAGGAAACAGUUCCCACAAGAAGAGAGAUACAUUCCAAAGGAAGAUACAGCAGCCGAGGAGAGUUUGAUUCACAACUGGAGGAAAAAAUUAGACAGGUGCUACAGUGUAAACCUAGAGGUGUGCUUCUCAAUGAGUUUCCCAGCCUAUAUAAGGAAUUGACAGGAGAGGUGUUGCCAUUUAGAGAACUAGGCUACGACAAGAUUGAGUUCUUUAUGAUUCCACUCACAGACAGUGUGGUACAUUUGGAAUACAAAGGAGACGGUUGUAUGUUGGUAUAUGCUCUGAACACAGGGAAACCACCUCGCAGAGAUCUUAUCAUCAACCCUCCACAAGAUGAGGACAAAGAUAAGACAAAUAACAUUCCUUCAGAUGCUAUUGGACCGAAAGUGUUCUACAAACCUCUAGAGUUACCUCCCCUUAAUGAAUACAUAGAAAUAUUUGUUUCAAAUGUGGUAUCGCCUGGUCUGUUCUGGAUACAGCUGCGUGGGAAACGUACAACUUUAGCCCUUGAAAAGUGUAUGAAUGAAUUAGAGAAGUUAUACUGCAGUGCUGAAGGUGACCAGUACAAGGUGCCCGACUACUUACUGAUUGUUGGUCAAAUAGUUGCUGCCAUCUUCCCAGAGGAUAACAACUGGCAUCGAUGUGUGGUCUCAGCUCUCAACGUAGACAAAUAUGUGGAGGUGUACUUUGUAGACUUUGGAAACACCUUACUGGUUCACAGACGGAAUAUCCGACUUCUUAGAUCAAAACUAUUGAAGCUGCCAGCUCAAGCUAUACAAGCUCGCCUCGCCCAUCUACAGCCUCUGGAGGAGAACUGGACAUUGAAUGCUAGAAACAGGUUCUUAAACGUAGUCACUAACAGACCCCUGAUAGCCUUAGCCAGCUUUGAAAUGGAUCGUGUACUGUCGCUGGUAUUGGUGGACACCUCGACCAGUUUGGAUGUUGUCCUUAAUGACCUCUUGGUGACAGAAGGAUAUGCCAAAGUGGAGGAUGUUUGA
Messenger RNA from Ylistrum balloti, 2630 nucleotides. RefSeq names its product tudor domain-containing protein 5-like. The record is from RefSeq and is a predicted model, not a curated record. NCBI's taxonomy places the organism in Eukaryota, Metazoa, Mollusca, Bivalvia, Pectinida, Pectinidae. The transcript is spliced from 13 exons. Bases 231 to 2630 code for a protein of 799 amino acids.